GGCUUGUCUGGCGGCUUUGGCGAGCGGUACAUCCACCCGGCGAAAAGUGGACACGAGACGUCGGUGUGCUCCGGAGACCAACAUUUCCUAAUUCAGCUGUAAUCAACCAUGCCCUCUGAUUUGGCAAAGAAGAAGGCAGCCAAAAAGAAGGAGGCUGCCAAAGCGCGCCAGCGCACCAAGAAAACUGACGAACUCAAUGGUGAAGGCGAACAACCAGAGGCCCAAACUAAUGGAGCGGAGAGUAAUGGCAUUGCCAGCUUGACAAAAGAGCUGGAUGAGUUUGAACUGCGAAAGACCGAGGCACGGGCAGUGACUGGCGUUCUCGCCUCUCAUCCCAACAGCACCGAUGUCCACAUUAGCAGCCUGUCUCUGACCUUUCAUGGUCAAGAAUUGCUCGCUGACACCAGUCUGGAGCUCAACUCAGGCAGACGCUACGGCCUCAUCGGGCUUAACGGGACAGGAAAAUCCAUGCUGUUGUCAGCCAUUGGGCAUCGUGAGAUUCCCAUUCCAGAGCACAUAGAUAUCUACCACUUGACCCGGGAGAUGGCCCCCAGCGAGAAGUCUGCUCUGCAGUGCGUUAUGGAGGUGGACGAGCAGAGGAUAAUGCUGGAGAAGGAGGCAGAGAGACUGGCCCAUGAAGACUCUGAAUGUGAGAAGCUGAUGGAGCUGUACGAGCGUCUGGAGGAGCUGGAUGCCGACAAAGCCGAGGUGCGAGCAUCUCGGAUCCUCCACGGCCUGGGCUUCAGCGCUGCCAUGCAGCAGAAGAAACUCAAGGACUUCAGUGGAGGUUGGAGGAUGCGCGUUGCUCUGGCCAGAGCUCUGUUCAUUAAGCCCUUCAUGCUGUUGUUGGAUGAGCCCACUAACCAUCUGGAUCUGGAUGCUUGCGUGUGGCUGGAGGAAGAGCUGAAGUCGUUCAAGCGAAUCCUCGUGCUCAUCUCUCACUCUCAAGACUUUCUGAACGGUGUGUGCACCAACAUCAUUCACCUGCACCAGCGAAAGCUCAAAUACUACACGGGUAACUACGACCAGUAUGUGAAAACCAGAGAGGAGCUGGAAGAAAACCAGAUGAAGCGCUUCAACUGGGAACAGGACCAGAUCGCACACAUGAAGAAUUACAUUGCCAGGUUUGGCCACGGCUCGGCGAAGCUGGCACGACAGGCCCAGAGCAAAGAGAAGACUCUGCAGAAGAUGGUAGCGUCUGGCCUGACCGAAAAAGUUGUGAAUGACAAGACUCUGUCAUUUUAUUUUCCUCCCUGUGGGAAGAUUCCUCCUCCUGUUAUCAUGGUUCAGAAUGUGAGCUUCAAGUACAGUGACAACACACCACACAUAUACAAAAACCUGGAGUUUGGUAUCGACCUGGAUACCCGCGUGGCUCUGGUGGGCCCCAACGGAGCUGGAAAAUCCACGCUGCUGAAGCUGCUCAUGGGCGAGCUCCUCCCCACCGACGGCAUGAUCCGCAAACAUUCUCAUGUUAAGAUCGGCAGAUAUCACCAGCAUCUGACUGAGCAGCUGGAGCUCGACUUGUCUCCUUUGGAGUACAUGAUGAAGUGUUUCCCUGAAAUCAAAGAAAAGGAGGAGAUGAGGAAGAUCAUCGGUCGCUAUGGCCUGACAGGAAAACAACAGGUCAGUCCGAUCAGGAACUUGUCCGACGGUCAGAAGUGCCGGGUGUGCUUCGCUUGGUUGGCCUGGCAGAACCCUCACAUGCUGUUCCUGGACGAGCCCACCAAUCACCUCGACAUCGAGACCAUCGACGCGCUGGCGGAGGCGGUCAACGAGUUCGAGGGCGGGAUGAUGCUCGUCAGCCACGACUUCAGGCUCAUCCAGCAGGUGGCCCAGGAGAUCUGGGUGUGUGAGAAUCAAACCAUCACCAAGUGGAACCGGGACAUCCUGGCGUACAAGGAGCAUUUGAAGUCAAAGAUUGAAAAGCAGCAAGCGCAUGACAUCUAACGCUGCGCCGCAGCGAAGCCACUCCUUCAUGCAUCACGGAUCAGACCUGCAAACUCCCAUCAUGCAUCAGACCUGCAAGCUCCCAAAGGGAAGACCAGGAAAUGUUCGAAACCAGAACUCAAACUUAUGCAUCUUACUGGACACGUCUCUUGUACAUGUUGUACUGUAUUUCCGAUCUCGAUUUGGCAGUGCUGCACCCCACCCCACCCCCGCUCGCCCCCCGCCCCCCCUCACCUCAGGCUGCACUCUGAUUGGCUGAUUCACCUGAAGCAUCUCGGUGCAUUUUGGAUUGCAUUCCAUUGUGCUGUCUUCAUAGAUAAGUUUUAUUUUUUUCCCCCCCAAUGUUCUGUUUUAACUCCCCCCCCCUCCUCCAACAUGUAUGCAGCAGCUUUUAGGUCAUAUUUUAUGAUAUUUAAAAGUUGUUUUCUGUGUUAAAGAGCAGUUCUGCCUUAUUUAACAAUGUAAUGCAAUAAAGGGUUGUCUGAAAUAAACUCCACAUAAAAACAGCA
This is a messenger RNA of Salarias fasciatus (jewelled blenny), 2456 nucleotides long. RefSeq names its product ATP-binding cassette, sub-family F (GCN20), member 2b (gene abcf2b). Gene Ontology annotation, molecular function: ATP binding; ATP hydrolysis activity. The transcript has 15 exons. NCBI's taxonomy places the organism in Eukaryota, Metazoa, Chordata, Actinopteri, Blenniiformes, Blenniidae. The coding region runs from base 109 to 1947 and encodes 612 amino acids. The record is from RefSeq and is a predicted model, not a curated record.